AUGACUACAAUGAGGAAUAUUGAUCGGUCGAUUAAUUUUUGGUUUGAUAUUUUUUUACGUGCUUUUCUGGCAUUAUUAAUUGUGACGUUGGAAAGAACAGAACCAUUUAAUCGGAAAAUUCAUGAUGAUGAAGUCUGGCUUUAUAAAAAUCCUAAAACUUUAUCUUACGUACCAGUAACUGUUUUAUGGCCAGCAGUAUUUAUUGUUCCCAUGGUAGUCAUUUCAGUAUCAUUUCUUAUUCAUAGAGACAAAAUUGAUUUUGCUCAAGCAUUAUUGGCAGUGACAUUAGCACUUGGCUUAAAUGGAGUGUUAACGAAUAUUAUUAAAAUAAUCGUAGGCAGACCACGGCCAGAUUAUUUUUGGAGAUGUUUUCCAGAUGGUAUUGCAAAUGCAGAAUUUAAUUGCACAGGCGAUUCUCAUGAAAUUCGUGAUGGAAAAAAAUCAUUUCCCAGUGGCCACUCAUCAUUUGCAUUUACAAGUUUUGGAUUCGUAGCAUAUUAUUUAGCUGGUAAAUUAAAAACAUUCAGUUUAUCAGGAAAAGGACAUUCCUGGAAGUUAUGUAGUUUUUUAAUACCUUUAGGAGUUGCACUGUGCAUUGCUUUAAGUCGUACUUGUGAUUAUCAUCAUCAUUGGCAAGAUGUAGUUGUUGGAUCGACAAUUGGUAUCUUUAUUUCAUACAUGUGUUAUCGUCAUUAUUACCCACCUCUAGAUUCACAGUUGUGCCACAAACCUUACGCAGAAUUAAUUAAAGAAGGUGAUAUAAAAAGCAUUAAAGCAGCACGUGAAGACGAGAUAAAAUGGAUAUAA
This is a messenger RNA of Cotesia congregata, 807 nucleotides long. NCBI's taxonomy places the organism in Eukaryota, Metazoa, Arthropoda, Insecta, Hymenoptera, Braconidae. The record is from the annotation of a GenBank genome assembly.